CUGUCGUCGGUUCAAGAAUACAAUCAUGAUGAUCGGCACGGAGAAAGAGAACGAGUUUUGUGUAGACUGGAACAAUAACAAUCAUAACGACGCCAAAAGGCGCGAGCUUACCAAACAACACCUAAUGCGCAUGCCCUACAUAUCCAACUCACGGAACCAGAAGAUGGCGGUGUGGACCGAUAUUAAGGAAAUACUCUUUCCCUCUUGUGAUAAAAACUGCGAAAUCGUCUUAGAGGAAUUAAAGAAAACUGUCAAUUACCCGAAACAUGAAAAGUAUAUGUAUCCAUGCUCACCACGUGACCACGUUUCGUUCCUGAGACAAUUCCGUUAUGUCGCCAUUGGUACUCUCCUGGUCCAAAUCAAUAAGAUUGACUGCAAUCAAGUGUUGUGGGAGAGAGUUUUGAAGCGACACAUAUCUCCCGAGAACGACGAUCACUUCUGCUGUUCUCCUGCAACCAAGGGCAAGAGCUCACAAACUGUUAAAGAAGAAGGGGCAUUUACGGUUUUAAAGUUUCAUAAAGUUUUCGUUGAUAGGAAAUCUAAAUCUGUACAAUCAUCACAAGCUUUUGUCAUUCCUGCAUUUGUCGGAGAGAAAAACCAAUCUGGAACCACUAGUCAUUUUAUACCCUUGUACUUAUUAGGAAAUAAUGUACCAAAUGUUCGAAAGCAUUUGGUCGACUUUUGUGGCCACCAUAUUGUCAGGUCCGAUAACCCUUACACUCAUUGCUGCUCUGUGGAAGAGGCCAGAGAAAUCACAAUAUGGCAAUUCAACAAACUCGGGGGCUGGGGGGGUCAUUGGCGACAUCUAACCACCCGGGACUUGCUGGUAUCAUUUGAGAAAUGCAUCGAUUACCUUGAGACUCAUUGUAACUACCUGACCGUAACAAGAACUUCCGAAGAUUCAGUUAAGAUAAAAAUGGAAGUAGGUGCAGUUCAGGCAGCAGAAAGUGUAAAAUCUGCUGAUGUAAGCUUCAAAAAAGUCAAGCCUAAGAAUGCCAACAGUCUUUUCCCUAAUCUCUUUGACAACUAUCAAGGUCUUUCUCCUAAAUCCAUCCCUAUUGGAUCCAAUCUCUUGGAUAGAAAGGAAAGCUGCACUUUGGAGAAAAAACGACAACGAAUCAAAAGUCCUAAAGACGAUACAGUUGUAAAGUGGACAUUAAAUAGCACAGCAGAAAAAACAGUAGGCAACCUGCAGGGGACUGAAGGUACAUCUAAAGCCAACAACUUACCAAGGUUUUCAACAUCAGCCACAUCUAAUUUAAUCAUGUCGGAUACAAAGAUAAAGCAGGAGAUGCAGAGCGAGGUGCGACAUAUGUGUUCAUCUGGAAAACCCUCAGCUGGUCCCCCAGACAUUAAUCGUUGCAAAGCAACACAAGUCAAUUUACCUGAUUCUAAAAUCACAGGUAGCAGGGCAAAGAGCACCAUAGCCAGUCGGACAAAUCGUUCCCAGAACGACACCGUUGACGACCAGACACUCAUGAAGCUCGUGUCGUGCAAUCCAUUCAAACACAGCAUCAAAGCACUGAAAGCCAUCAGAGAAAUGAACCUUCACAAGGAAGGAAAAUCGACAGAGGAUGGGGGAUCGACUGGUUUUGAAAAAUACCGAAGUGGUGACAUGAAAGAAAGAUCUCUUAGCAAGACCAAGCAGAUAGAGAAGGUUAUUUUAUUACCCGUCAUCACAGACAAAACAAGCAUUGGAAAAGAACAGUCGCAAGUUGCAAAGGAGCAAUCCGGAGAAAAAAGGUUUGAAUUACCAAAGAAUAUACCUGGCUCGGAAAAUCCGUUGUCUUUGUUAAGAAAACUGGUGAAGGAAAAUACUUCAUCAGAUGAUGGAUACAAAGAGCGUUUCACAUCUGAAGUCGAUGUCACAUCGAAUACUAGUAAAACCAUUCCCGAUGCAACGAAAUCGCUGGCAACCAAUACGUCGUGCUCCGAGAUGAAUAUUUCUUCUUUUUGUUGCGCACAGCGAAAAAACAGUUCAGCAUGUGGUAAGCUAAUAAAAGCAAACACAGCGAAAAGUGGCAGAACUUGUCAGGGAAAAGCUAAAACUUGUACAAAAGCAUGGGUAAAACCAAAAACAUGCGAUCUGAAAAUAGCCGACGAUCUACACACCAAUUUCCACAAAGGUGUUUUAAAAUCAAAAGACUGGGACUGUUUGAAAAAAUCGUCAGCUGGUAGACGGGUAUCUUUUGAAAUUGAUGAUAUGGCUGGUAAGAACCAUCAAGGUGAUCAAUUGCUGAAAUCAGAAAAAUGUGAUAUGAUUUCUGAAAAUGAAAGAAAAACUGUGGCAAUGAACAUGCAUGCGAAAAAAGAUGUGUCUUUACAAGUAGAAAAACAUAACGCUGCAGAGAAACAUGAUCCUAUAGAGGGAGAAGUACUGAAAUCGGUUGUUGAAACAAAACAUAAAGACGAUGAUUUGACUGCAAGUACAACUGACGAUCUUAAAUUUCAUCCCAAAAAGAGAUGGGCCAAAUAUUUUUUGACCGUUAAUUCGUGUAGCGAUGAGGAGCUAGAUGUCGAAAAUAUAGAAGUUACAGCAGAAAAACCUCGGACGGGCAAAAUAAACGAAUGUGAGGAGGAUGAUGAUGAGGCAAAUGACCCUCCGACAUGUUUUGACAUUGAAAACGACGCCAGAGAUAGAGCAGUCUUUGAACAAAGGAGCAGCGAGAUUUUUUUGUUGAAGGACAUCAACGUCGACCAUGAAGAAGUGGUUGAAGAGAAAAGUGAAAAUGAAAUUAAUGUUAUCAAGAUGAGUGACUCGGAUCUCCUAUUGAACGAGGCAAAGAUGAAUUUAGUGUCGCAACAAUACCUCCAGUGUGCAGAAUCAACAUCAGAUUCUACACUGGAUGAGAAAGCGUUGACGAUAGACGCUGAACAGGACAGAACUGAAGCAAAGAAACACGAGACGUGUCAUACAGGGAAUAACAAACGUGAAGUCAUUCAUGAAAACCCUGACAAACAGAUAAAAACGACGACCACGACAGAGAAAGAGUCACAAACUGACGACAUAGAUCAAAAGUCUUCUUUUAAAAACAUUAAAAUGUACAAACAAAAUUCUAAGAAGUCGAUUGACACUUGUAACCAAAAGAAAGGAAAGAAAAAACAGAAAAAAUGUGCUACGUCAAGUAAAAAAGGCAAGACGGCUAAGAAAGGAAAACCAAAAGUAACAAAGAGCGCAUGUUCCGUUGAAAACGAAUCAGAUGAGGUACUGAAAGCAAUAAGAAUUCAAAAUGUUAUCGAAGAACAAAAAAGAAUCUUAAAUAUAUUGACGAAAAGGAAAUAUGUAGAGCCACGAAACUUCGAUAAAAAUGAGAAGGAGAGAGGACAUAAAGAUGUCAGUAAAGAUGAUCUCGUGGAUAUUGAAGCUGGUAUUUUUUCUCGAGGAACGUCUGCAGUCACUUCGUCCCAACUCCUGGAGACAGUGAAACAAAGCGACGAUUUAGGGAGGAAGAAGGGCAUACGGAUUAAAAGAAAGAAUAAGAUAGAAAUCAAGCAAGAAGGGAGUGGUGUUACACCAGAUGGACAAACGGGUGCAUCGUGCAGUAGCAGUAUAAAUCCAGCACUGGAAAUAGACACAUACGACAUAGGAUAUGACGUAUUUCGAGACGACUCCGGGACAGAGAUCGGGGGGUUGGUUCUACAUCCGAAGUUUCUCCUGCCUUAUGUUCUCGUUAACGGCUUCCAGUACGUGGCCUUGGCGGAUGCCUGCAAGCUGUUUCCCGGAUGUAAGAAGAGCUGCAGGAUCUUGAGGAAUGUGUUAAAGAAAGAACCGUCCUUGCAGCUUACCAACUGUACUUGGGAGGAGCUGUACGUCCUUGACCUAAUAUAUUACGCCAAAGGACGAAGGGUGGUGACCGGGGACCCAUUGGUGAGGUUCGACGUUCUGAUUGGUCGAUACGAUGAUCUGCUGCUGUGUGUUACAAUGGAGCAAGCAGGACAGAGCGAUCAGACUUGGCAGGACCCAAGCAAGGUGAAGGCGGAGAAUAUUAACUCAGUGUACCAGUCAUACGUGCAGUACCCCACCGGUCACUUACCCAGGCAGCAGCAGGCCGCCCCCACCAACCAGCCAAAGCUGUCCAACAAGAACCCCGUCAUGCACCUCAACGAGCUCAGAAAAGGACUAACCUAUGACAUUCAAGCAGUAACCACAACAACAGAAGAGGAAACGGUGGUGGUGACGACAGAAGCCUCCAAGUCAGGGGGGGAGGACGACGUUCAAGCGGUGGCGAUCACUCCCGAGAACGUCAACAAGAAGAAGAAGAAGCAGCAGGAGAUGGCGUACAGCUGUCAUGUGACGGUGGACGGGGAGCAGUUUACCGGGACGGGGAAGUCACAGAAAGUCGCCAAGCAGGAAGCCUGCAAAUACGCCCUGCUCAAAAAGUUCAACAUUCUCUAUGUUCCAGGUUAUGAAAAUAUUAGUGAUGACACCAAUAUAUUCAACGCAGUUAAAAGAAAAGCCCCACCAAAACAGAAUGGACCUUCCCCUAAAAAACAGAAGAGCUCUGUUCCAAAGAAUGCCCUGAUGGUGCUGAACGAGACCAAGCCGGGACUGAGCUACAAUGUGAUGUCCCAGACCGGGCCAGUGCAUGCUCCGACUUUUGUGAUCUCUGUAGAGAUAGAAGGACAGACAUUUACAGGAACAGGGACCUCCAAAAAGUCAGCCAGGCUGGCUACAGCGCAGAACGCCUGUAACGCACUCAACUUGGAGUACACUUCAUAGUUAGAUUUAGUGUAUUAGUGUUACUGUGUGUGUGAGUGGGGAGAUAUUGUUCUAUGAGCAGAUAUGUUGUUAUUGUACGAGUGUAUCUCCGUCUUUAAAAUACAUUGUAUAUGGUUAUAUAUGAGAACAAACAAAAACUCUUUCAUGAUUAUCAGUGGAAUCUCUUGAACUAUUUUGUAUUUUUUUUAUUAGAGGAUCUAGCAGAUUUUUCAGGCUAGUUUGUUCAUUUUCUUAGCCUAUGAUAUGGGUUAUGUCUGAGACCGAGCUAAAUGCAUUUACUAGUAAACUCAUCAUUGCAUGUCAUGAUGUGAUACAAGAUUCUGAAAUAGAAUUA
Molecule: messenger RNA, 5054 nt
Organism: Magallana angulata
Lineage: Eukaryota; Metazoa; Mollusca; Bivalvia; Ostreida; Ostreidae
Exons: 8
Coding region: 26-4720 (1564 amino acids)
Source: RefSeq, a predicted model, not a curated record